UUCGUGAACCAUCACGACCCUCGCUCUGAUUUUGAAGAAACCCCGACGAUUGGUGACCCGCGCCAUAUCGAUUCCAACUGCGCAACACCAUUGCCAUUCGUAUCACCGUCGCCAUCCCCAUCACAGCCGAGCCCGUCUGAAAUCCCCGUCCCCGGCGCGAUCUCGUUUCGCCCAGGGGACCUCUCCGCACGCCGCCAUCAUGGUUGUCUACUCGUUCUACAUCUUUGACCGGCACACGGAAUGUAUCUACUCCAAAACCUGGCUCCCCACCUCAUCAGAUCCCAGCAGCGGCAGCGGCCCAGCAACAGCAACAGCCACCACCACCACCACCAACCACAACCACUACAACCCAGCAACCGCCCUCCGACCCUCGACGGCCGACGAUGCCAAGCUCAUCUUCGGCGCCGUCUUCUCGCUGCGCAACAUGGUGCGCAAGCUGGGCGGCGAUGACGACGCCUUCGUCUCGUACCGCACCGCCCACUACAAGCUGCACUACUACGAGACGGCGAGCAGCCUGCGGCUCGUCAUGCUGACUGACACGGCGACGCUGAGCAUGCGCAACGUGCUGCAUCAGAUCUACAUCAAUCUUUGGGUGGAGUAUGUCGUCAAGAAUCCGCUGUCGCCGGUCGAGCACAAGGGUGGUGUUGGGGUGAGAAAUGAGUUGUUUGAGCUGGGGUUGGAUCAGUUCAUACGGGGAUUGAUAUGAGGGGUCCAUCGCAUCUCAGAAAGGGAUUCAUUUCAGGUUUCUCGAAAGGUUCAAGAUGCUGGGAAAAGGGAGCGAAUUGCGAAUCCCUUCGGAAUCACCGAGACCGAGUGCGAGACAAGGGGAGACACGACGAGCGGCAACUCCCGUUGCAAAACAUACGGAGAGAGCAUCGCAGCACAUCAGAUGCGCCUACGAGACGGCGCCAGACGGUGAGAGCACCGCCUCUGAAGAGAUGAGACCGGGUUACGCCGGUGCACCAAGACGCUGCCGAGGGCUUCCAAGGACAUGCCAGCGGGGUACAGGGAGAUGGAAGGAUAGAUCAGCUUCGGGCGGACGACAGAGAUACCCAAUAUACACCCGGAAGACAAUAUAUGCGCUGAAACCCCACUGUCGUCCAAAUCGCCAUCAUGAUGCUGUACUCUAUCAGGUCCGGAAACUACCGCUGUUCACAAUGCGAGCCAAUCCGGGCCAAAUGUACCCAUAUCCGUUAU
This is a messenger RNA of Parathielavia appendiculata, 1197 nucleotides long. RefSeq names its product snare-like protein. The coding region runs from base 200 to 706 and encodes 168 amino acids. The transcript is spliced from 3 exons. Gene Ontology annotation, cellular component: TRAPP complex. Gene Ontology annotation, biological process: endoplasmic reticulum to Golgi vesicle-mediated transport. NCBI's taxonomy places the organism in Eukaryota, Fungi, Ascomycota, Sordariomycetes, Sordariales, Chaetomiaceae. The record is from RefSeq and is a predicted model, not a curated record.